GAGGGAGUCUAGGGUUUCGUCGCGGAAAAAAGAGGGUUACACAAACUAUCCAACUCCAAGGUGAGGUGCGCGCCAUCGUGAGAAUGGGAGAGACUGAGAUGGAUUCGAUGCAGAUGGAUGCGGGGUCGACAAGCAAGGAUAGGGCGGUCGGGAAGAGGAAGAAAAGGGUACCUAGGAUUGGAAAGAAGGCAGAGGAACCGAGCGUGAGGAAGACGGUCAAGGAAACGCGUCGCCGGCCGCCGCCAGUAUACAAGGUCACAUUGCCUGUCUUUGAACGACAUCGCUUCGAGUUCAACAAAUGGUGGAUGCAAUUAUGGGGCGAUCUGAUCGGUUCCAUGGAGAAUAAAACAACUAUCCCCAGCGCGCGGUUCACGGAUGUUGCUUCCGGCAUGUCCUCCGGCUGCCCCGUCACCACUCUGCAGCCCUUUGAAGUCAAAAUCUCACCCAAAGAGAACUCAGGUUUAACCUGGCCGCUGCAUGUGUAUGGUUAUGUCGCCGCACGUGAUUUGGUGGAUUACAAGCGCAAUAUCAUCUUUGAGCGUGGAAGGGAUAACUGCCAGAUCAUCACUGACGGGUUUCCAUACCUAGCACUGACUGGUCCUGCACGUGCUGUUGUGCUGGAUGAUCCUGUGUACUUUGAGAUUGACCUCAAAGUGAAAGGAAUCGGGCAAUCUGAGGAUCAAGAUCUAAUCUUUGUUGCUGAUUCGUUCAGUAAUCCUCAGCCGCUUGAGUCAGCCCUGUUUAACCGUGCCUUCACGGGCAAGAUCAGCACGGUUGAGUUGACAUUUGGCCAAAUUAUUAAGUCAGUAGAGGCCGCAGUCAGUAUGAAAGUCGUCCAUGGGUCAUGGCCAGAUGGUUUCCGUGGUUGUUUUGCUGCAAAAACUGCCAGUAUAAAUGACUUCACAAUUGGGUUGCUUGUGAUCGGUGAUAAUGGGUUGCCUCGUGCUGACGAUGGCACUAUUAAGCUACAACGCCAUGUUGUUUGUGCUGAAAUUGGACAGGGAGACUACCUGGAAGUUUUUGUCCGUGCUUAUGGUGUUGGUGGGCAACAAUUAUAUGACACUAUAUAUUUUACACCUCAGGAACGUGGUAGACUCAAAGGUGCACUUAAUGUUGAUACAUGUGAGAUUGAGGUCACUAUAUCCUGGUCCCUUAUCAUGUCAUUCUAGGAGGAAUCUGACUUAACUGUUGUCUGGGCGAGUUGAUCCUCCUGUAAAUACAUAUUGGUUGCAUGUAUGAACAAAGUUCAGUAUUUUGUGACAAACCAAUUGGUUUUAAUGGUUAUUGCUACAACCAAUUUGCUGGUUCAGCUUCCGCUGCACUACGAGCAGGCGGAGCUGCUGUGCCCUUA
Messenger RNA from Triticum dicoccoides, 1351 nucleotides. RefSeq lists its product as uncharacterized. The coding region runs from base 84 to 1169 and encodes 361 amino acids. NCBI's taxonomy places the organism in Eukaryota, Viridiplantae, Streptophyta, Magnoliopsida, Poales, Poaceae. The record is from RefSeq and is a predicted model, not a curated record. The transcript is spliced from 3 exons.